This is a messenger RNA of Vigna angularis (adzuki bean), 1426 nucleotides long. Its product is annotated as probable WRKY transcription factor 13. NCBI's taxonomy places the organism in Eukaryota, Viridiplantae, Streptophyta, Magnoliopsida, Fabales, Fabaceae. The transcript is spliced from 3 exons. Gene Ontology annotation, biological process: regulation of DNA-templated transcription. The record is from RefSeq and is a predicted model, not a curated record. Bases 355 to 1071 code for a protein of 238 amino acids. Gene Ontology annotation, molecular function: DNA-binding transcription factor activity; sequence-specific DNA binding.
UUAGAUGGUUAAUGAAUCUUCACACGAGAUGUGAAAGAAAGAAAGAAUUGUUUUAGAAAUUGACACAUAUCCUUUGAAGAAAUUUAAGUAAAAAGAGCCAAAAAGAAAAGGGAAAGUUGGUUGAGCUACGAUGUUAUAAGAUACACUUCCAGAUCAUGGUGUAACCUCGUCGCCAAACUUUGAGAGAAACCCUCUUUCGUUUCUGUAAAGGAAACUAACCACUUUUUUCUUCUGUUACUACUAUCAUUAUGAUCUUCUCUGAGUUUUGGUAAAGGGAGAUAGCUAGAGAGUAGAGAUUGUGUUGGAUCACAAAGGCUGGAGAAGGGAAACGAGAAAGAAAAACAUAACAAGAAAAUGAUGUCAACAACGUCUCAAACUAGUGUUAACCAUAGCUUGUUUGAAGAGCAAGAUCAGAUCCCAACGCAGAUGGAGUUCAAUAUUCCUUUUCCAUCAACCCAGGCCUUCCCUCCUUUGGGUUGCCAUCAAUCUUUGAAAUCCAUCAGUGCACUGGUUCCUUCACUUUCAUCUGAACCUGCUUCUUCUUCUGCGAAUUUUGCAGAAACCCUAUUUUCAACCGCUGUUCAAAGACAACGAGAAGAUCUCACUUCAAGUUUGAUAGGAGGAGGAGGAGGAGGACAGCUACUUUCCUUGAACAGAUCGAGACUGAAUCCAUGGGCAUGGGAAGAAGUAACCGAUUGCUUGAUGAGUAAAAGAAUGGGAGGAGGUGAUAAUCAUCAUCUAGGGGUUUCCGCCAUGAAGAUGAAGAAAAUGAAGGCAAGGAGAAAGGUGCGGGAGCCAAGGUUUUGCUUCAAGACUAUGAGCGAUGUGGAUGUGUUGGAUGAUGGCUACAAGUGGAGGAAGUACGGACAGAAAGUGGUAAAGAAUACACAACACCCAAGAAGCUACUACCGUUGCACCCAAGAUAACUGUCGAGUGAAGAAACGCGUGGAGCGGUUGGCGGAGGAUCCAAGGAUGGUGAUAACCACAUAUGAGGGGAGACAUGUGCACUCGCCAUCAAAUGAACUCGAAGACUCACAAUCUCCUUCUGAACUUAGUAGCUUCUUGUGGUAGAAUACAGUGCCAACAUAAUGUUCACAUGUAUAUUUUUAUGCUAGCUAGAGACUAGAGACUAAGAGGGAAUAAGUAGAGAGGAAUGAGUAUAAAUUGACAGUGUAUCUAGGAAAUGAUGCGUGCAUGCUUUGGUUCAUUGUCAAUUUUCACUCCUUCCAUCCAUUUUCACCCUUCUAAAACCACAACAUAUGUGGCUGCGUUUACUACUUUUUACAUCGUUUAGAUCAUUUCAGAAGUGUACUUAGUCUUGGUGCUGUUUCAUAAAAACUCAGCAGCAAACCAGUAUUAUUGUAAGUUGCAAACUGGGCUUAAGUUUUUAAUUCUUUUACGUAAAUAGUACCAAAAUAUUUUGAUA